AUGUUGCUGAAAAAGUGGAAGGAGUUUUAUAAUAAAGAGGACUUUGACUAUUCCACGGGAUAUGUCGACCCAUACCAAUUUCAUCGCACUUUUUAUUUUGUGCAGAGCGCUUUUCAGGUUACAGACGAGCCGUUUAAACCUUGGACAUACGUCUCAAAAACAAUCACUUUGAUAUGCGGGAUCGGGGUACUGACUGACGCCUGCUUCUCAUUUUACCAUGCCAUUGAUAUAUUUGACAUGGGCCUGAUAACUGAAGCAGGAACUUACGUCCUUAUGUUGCUCUACAAAAUGAUGACGCUCACCAUCACGAAAGUCAACUUGCCCAGUUACAUACACUUUAUGAAAUGCAUGAAAGACGACUUCGCUUAUAUUUGCACUAAGAGCGAAAAGUAUAGGAAAGUAUUCUUCGAAACUCAACUCGCUACUUGGAAGUUGUGCGUUUCCACGUGUCUCUUCAUGUUUUGUUUGGCCAACAGUCUGGUUCUGUUCGCGAUUGGGUCCCUAUUCUUUUAUUUAGCUACACACGAGCCUGGCGAUGGGACCAAUAGGCCCCUAGUUUUCCCGUUUUGGGCUCCAGGAAUUGACUACACUUCGUCACCGGCCUAUGAUAUAGCCUUCAAUUUUGCCAAUAUCGGUGUUUUGGCUUGCACAUAUAACUAUACAUUUGUACUUCAAACAAACAUAGUAUGGGUCCGACAAAUCGCAUCAAAGGCCGAAAUGAUUGAGAUGUGUAUCACAGACCUUUUGGAAGGUAUCCAGCCGGCCAAUAAUGAAGAGGAGAAAAGGCACUACGCAAAUUUGAUAAACUAUCGAAUGAGAGAAAUUAUAUCUCAGCACCAAAAAAUGUACAGGUUGUUAGACAGUUAUGCAUCGGUUUUUAAGAAAUGUUUGAUGUUUGAACAGCUUGUAUCAAGUCCAGUUAUCUGCAUGUUGGCAUACUGUUCUGCAGAGAAACUAGAUGCAGGUGAAAUUCAUACUGUUAUGAUUUUGCUUUGUGUCGGCGCCAUAUUGAUUUUAUUCCUUCCGUGUUAUCUUUGCACUUAUCUCAGAAUGAAGGUAACCCGAAUAUGCGAUGCGUGUUGGGAGAUUAGGUUCUGGGACGCCGGCCCCAACAUACGGCCGUACUUGAUACUCAUCAUGCAGAGGUGCCUGCGACCUCUGCCACUCCAGGCGCCCGGCUUUCAAGAGGUGUCCAUCAAAACGUUUUCGAGUAAAAUGACAUCAGCGUAUUCAUUGUUCAACAUGCUGAGACAGGCGGAUCUAGAUUUAUAAUUUACAAUUAUUUUUAAUCAAAAUCA
Molecule: messenger RNA, 1298 nt
Organism: Ostrinia nubilalis (European corn borer)
Lineage: Eukaryota; Metazoa; Arthropoda; Insecta; Lepidoptera; Crambidae
Product: odorant receptor 2a-like
Exons: 8
Coding region: 1-1272 (423 amino acids)
Biological process (GO): detection of chemical stimulus involved in sensory perception of smell; sensory perception of smell
Cellular component (GO): plasma membrane
Molecular function (GO): odorant binding; olfactory receptor activity
Source: RefSeq, a predicted model, not a curated record